Quercus robur (English oak) is the source of this 1331-nucleotide messenger RNA. Its product is annotated as soluble inorganic pyrophosphatase 6, chloroplastic. Lineage: Eukaryota; Viridiplantae; Streptophyta; Magnoliopsida; Fagales; Fagaceae. Gene Ontology annotation, molecular function: magnesium ion binding; inorganic diphosphate phosphatase activity. Gene Ontology annotation, biological process: phosphate-containing compound metabolic process. Gene Ontology annotation, cellular component: cytoplasm. The record is from RefSeq and is a predicted model, not a curated record. The coding region runs from base 99 to 989 and encodes 296 amino acids. The transcript has 6 exons.
GGUUAAUCAACAUCACUAGGACAAAACUUUGCUGACGCAUUUGUUCAAUUUUUCUGUGACUCUCUCACUCUCAGACUUUCACUCUCAGCCAAUUAACCAUGGCGGCCACGAGAGCCAUGGCCGUAGCGAGCAACACCACCACUGCCUCCGCCACUUGCUUGCUCUUCAAGAAGCCUUUCCUCUCCAAACAGAGUACCCUCUGUUUCAAGAACCUCAAGCCAGCGUCUUCCUUGGUUUCUAAGAGGUUGUUCACUUGUAGAGCUAUUUACAACCCCGAGGUUCAGAUCAAAGAGGAGGGUCAGCCCGAAACCCUUGACUACAGGGUCUUCUUCGUUGAAAAUUCCGGAAAGAAGGUUUCCCCUUGGCAUGAUAUUCCACUGCACUUCGGUGAUGGUGUUUUCAACUGUAUUGUUGAAAUACCCAAAGAAUCAAGUGCAAAGAUGGAGGUUGCUACUGAUGAGCCAUUUACCCCCAUAAAGCAGGAUACCAAAAAGGGAAAGCUUCGAUACUAUCCCUACAAUAUAAAUUGGAAUUAUGGAUUGCUUCCACAAACAUGGGAAGACCCAAAACUUGCUAACGCAGAAGUUGAAGGAGCAUUUGGUGAUAAUGAUCCAGUUGAUGUUGUUGAGAUUGGUGAAAGUCAAAGAAAAAUUGGACAAAUUCUUAAAGUCAAGCCUUUGGCUGCUUUGGCCAUGAUUGAUGAAGGGGAACUUGACUGGAAAAUAGUUGCAAUUUCAUUGGAUGAUCCAAAAGCUUCUCUUGUGAACGACAUCAAUGAUGUUGAGAAGCAUUUCCCGGGCACUCUUACUGCAAUUAGGGAUUGGUUCAGAGACUACAAGAUUCCUGAUGGGAAACCUGCAAACAAGUUUGGUCUUGGAAACAAGGCAGCAAACAAGGACUAUGCUCUUAAAGUCAUCACUGAGGCCAAUGAGUCGUGGGCUAAACUUGUCAAGAGAUCGGUCCCUGGUGGAGAUCUUUCACUUGUAUAAAAUGAAUGGGCAGAGCAGAACUCGGGACGGGACAUGACAACUUGUACUGUUAGUGACUUAUCAGAGAUUUUCCUUUUGCAGAGCGAUCCCUGGUAAUAUAUUAAGUUAAAAGCCAUUUUUCCCAUUGUUGAGCAGAAACGAUGCAUCACUCAUCCAUGGUUCUUUAAUGUUCUGAACUGUACUCUUAGUGAUGAAAUUAUCAAUUGCUUUUGGAGUGAAAGAUGAGAUUGGCACCUGCUACAUUCAAUAACAGAACAAAUAUUUGAGUUUCUUGUGAAUUUGUUUAUAUCUAUUUACUGGUAUCGUGCUUCUUAUGGGAAAAAAAGAGCAAAUUGUCCUUUA